UAGGAUCAAARCGCGCCACAUGUGAUGURAAGUACUUCAAGACGGGUUGUUACCGUGAUAUAUGGUUUCAAGAAGCUCUGCCUGUUAUGCUAUUUCAAGAUCGUUGCUCCGUUUGUGAAAAAUAUGGCGGAGAAUUAAUCGAUUGGUUUAACUUUGGAGACUACUUGAAAAGACUAGCCUGCCGUUGUGCAAAGGCCGCUAAAGCCAAGGGCUACACGCACUUCGGCCUCCAGUUCUAUGGUGUCUGUUACAGUGGUCCCCAGGCCUCCUCUCAAUAUGCUAAAUACGGCGCUAUUAACAAGUGYGUUAAUCAGCACCAGAUUGCGUGCRAUGAUGAGAAGGCUGAAGAAUGCGUAGGACUGGGAAAUGCUAAUUAUGUUUAUCGCAUUUAACAACAURGGAAAUUGUAUUCACCAAUUGGUACCUUCUUGAUUAUUUCAAUUAUACAAUUGUUACAUCUCAUAAUUUAUCUUCCUUACUUUAAUUGUUGCGAUUAUUGUUGCAACGAACUCUUAGUUGGAGCUCAUAUGGACCAUUUCACUUGUAUUAUAGUAAUAUUGACGAAUUAUAUGUAAAUAAACCAUGUGACACAAA
Messenger RNA from Exaiptasia diaphana, 594 nucleotides. RefSeq lists its product as uncharacterized. The record is from RefSeq and is a predicted model, not a curated record. The transcript is spliced from 2 exons. Lineage: Eukaryota; Metazoa; Cnidaria; Anthozoa; Actiniaria; Aiptasiidae. Bases 87 to 392 code for a protein of 101 amino acids.